GAACGUCCAGGAGCUCAGGCUCGGACGCGUUGAGUUUUCUCUUCUUCCAUGAGGCUAGCUGGUCUGCCGGUUCGACAUGUCGCAGCGGGCAACGGCCUCCCUGCGCGACCGCUCGGCGCUUCUUCCCGAGUACUACACUCCACCGGCGUCGGGACGGUCCUCCCCAUUCCAUCUCCAGCCGGGCGGUCAACGGUUUGCAGAUGAUCUUGAGGGUCAGAAUGACGAGCAUCUCGAGGGGCUAACUGCCAAGGUGAAGAUGCUGAAGGACAUCACGAUUGGUAUCGGCAACGAAGUGCGCGACUCGACCAUCCAGCUCACACACAUGAACGACGCCUUUGCCGAGACAUCUGGCAUCCUAUCUGGCACCUUUCGGCGGAUGAACAACAUGGCUACCCGUCAGGGCUGCCGGUGGCUGUGGUAUAUCGUAUUUCUCAUAAUCGUCUUUUGGUUCUUCAUCAUAGUCUGGUGGUUUCGACGACGAUGACAUCUACAAGCUACGCUGUCGCUCCGGUCUCGCAUAUACACGCAGUAUUCAUUCUAUCGGUGCAAUGCGCUAUUGCUUCCCAUCAGAUGUUCACCUUCUGUGACUUUGGGGAUUUUCAAUUGGUACAGCAACCAAGGCCGAGCAUCGGGGUUGGUGUCACUGCUAGA
Messenger RNA from Laetiporus sulphureus 93-53, 651 nucleotides. RefSeq lists its product as uncharacterized. The transcript has 4 exons. The record is from RefSeq and is a predicted model, not a curated record. Lineage: Eukaryota; Fungi; Basidiomycota; Agaricomycetes; Polyporales; Laetiporaceae. The coding region runs from base 77 to 484 and encodes 135 amino acids. Gene Ontology annotation, biological process: endoplasmic reticulum to Golgi vesicle-mediated transport.